This is a messenger RNA of Lymnaea stagnalis (great pond snail), 894 nucleotides long. Lineage: Eukaryota; Metazoa; Mollusca; Gastropoda; Lymnaeidae. The record is from the annotation of a GenBank genome assembly.
AUGUUGUGUCGGUUUUUUGUUUGCCUCCAAGGUUUCAAGGACACGGUCAACAUCUCUCUUUUGGGACUGGCCAUCUCUGACCUCAUGUCCCUGGUCACCUCACUGUGGGUCUCUAUCUGCUGGAACCCCUUGAUGUACUACGCCGACCUCCCUUUUAUUCCUGGGGACGUGGAGUACCUGACUGGAAGUAUACCCCACCUCAUCUUCACCCGCGUCACCGGGUGGAUCACCGCGUUUGUCGCCUUCGAGCGCUGCCUUUGCAUCGCCUUGCCCCUGAGAGUCAAGACCAUCGUCACACCGCGGCGCGCCACCUGGUUGAUUGUGGCCAUCUUCAUUCUGGUCGGGGCGGCCCACUCGACGGCCUUCUACACCACCGGUCUGGACGCCGUGUUCGACGCGGCCAGAAAUCGGACGCUGCUCGGUCUGGUCGCCCGUCCGCGCAGCGAUGAGAUCAACAGCGUCUCCUACUCGGUCAACCUGGUGUCCCCCUUCGGCUCUUUCGUCCUGGUCCUGGUCUGCACGGCGGUCACUUCCGCGCAGCUGAGGCAAAAAUCGGCGUGGAGGGUCAAGUCGGUGGCCGGGACUGCGCUGAAGUCGACUCCGGGGAUUUCCGGGAAAGACCAGAAGAUCAUCAAGAUGGUCGUGGUGAUAUCGAUCGUCUUCAUCGUCAGCUACCUGCCCGCCAACGUGAUGCACAUGAUGUACUGCACCAUAGCGGACGAGCCGAGCCUGGUGACCGCGUACUGGACCUACAUGAGCGUGGCGUUCUCGUUCAUCAAAGUCCUGGAGGCCGUCAACGCCAGUGUCAGCAUCGUGCUGUAUUAUACCAUGAGCUCCAGGUACCGAGCCGGGUUUUGGGCGAUCUUCGGUAAGGGAUCUGACGACACGAAGUAA